AUGAUUUCCGGGAUGCGUCCAAAGCCCGGUCGCACUUCGGGGAGGCGGCUAGUGUUGGGAUUGAGGAUCCAGCGGUGCGGACUUCAUUAUGAUGGACGAAAUCGGGUUUCAAACUUUUGGAUUCCUAUAGCUGGUAAAGCUAAGAAGACGGGGAGCAAUGAGGAUGCCAACGACCUUCUGAUUCGAGGCGGAUUCCUUCGGCAGGCCUACUCUGGUGUCUUUCAUCUACUCCCUCUUGGGCUACGUGUGCAGGACAAGCUCGAAAGUCUUAUUGACAAACAUAUGCGUGGAUUGGGAGCAUCCAAGGUCUCUUUAUCUUCAAUUUCAUCGCAGGAGUUGUGGGAGAAGUCCGGCCGACUCACCGAAGGCUCCGAGGUUUUCAGAUUUCACGAUAGAAAAGACACUCGUUUUCUUCUCGCUCCUACUCACGAAGAAGAGAUCACUAGUCUCGUUGGAAGUCUCACCACUUCAUACAAAAGCCUUCCUUUGCGGGUGUAUCAAAUAACAAGAAAGUAUCGCGAUGAGCCUCGACCGCGACAAGGCCUUCUCCGUGGCCGUGAGUUUGUCAUGAAGGACCUCUAUACAUUUGACUAUAACGUUGAGGAAGCCCUCAAGACCUACAAGUCGGUAAAACAUGCCUACACUCAGCUAUUUGAUGAGCUCAAGAUCCCCUAUCUCGUUGCCGCAGCAGAUUCUGGAAAUAUGGGCGGUAGUCUCAGCCAUGAGUUUCAUUUUGUCAGCAACAAGGGUGAAGACCGCGUCGUGAGCUGCUCAAGUUGUGAUCAUGUGUAUAAUGAGGAGCUUGCAGAUGGCCAGACCCACAACUUCAACGAGUCUACAAGCCAAAGCGCUGCCCCAGGCUUCCAAACAGAAGACGCGCCGGCGGAAGGCGGCGCAACGAUAUCCAAUGGCAUGUGGAUGGCCAUUUCGCACGAUGGCAGUACCCUUCUCCGGGGUUGGUACCCCAAGUACUCUAUGCAGAAUGACACGACGGAACCUGUCGAAAGACAGGUCAACUCGCACGCUGUUAAGGCAAUUGCCACCGCAGCUGGCGUUGACCUUGACUUGAGUGUUGAGAACCCGUUGGCAAAAUGGACUGCAUUUGUUAAAUCGGGUGCUUCUGUGCAAAAGCCCCAUGUGUUGGAUCUCUAUGACUCCCAAGUACGAGUCUACCAGCGUCCUCCGUUGAGCGAUCUGCUUCAGCAAGCCAGUUGCACUGCUGAAGACAUCAAGUACUCGAUGCUGGAUCGGUUUCCUGGGACGGAGAACAAGCUCAGCCUUGUGCGCGUCCACGACGGAGACCGCUGCUCACAAUGCGCAGACGGGCAUUUGACAAGUAAUCCCGCUGUUGAAUUGGGCCAUACUUUUCACUUGGGCACGCGGUACAGUGAAGUACUCAAUGCUUCGGUGUCCGUCAGCCCUACAGCGCUGAACGGAUCUUCUACCACAGACGUGCAAUCGACCAAAGAACAAAUAGUGCCGAUGCAAAUGGGCUGCCACGGCAUUGGCGUCUCUCGCUUGGUCUCGGCUGUAGCUCAUCGUCUCUCCGACUCGAGGGGCCUGAAUUGGCCUCGCGCAAUUGCUCCCUAUGAAGUGCUCGUCGUUGCUGGCAAGGGAAUGGACUCUGUUGCAGAGCAGGUCUACGAUAAUCUCACAUCUAAUCCCAAGCCUAUGGACACCCUUUUGGAUGACCGUGAUAAGGGAAUGGGGUGGAAAUUAGGUGACGCAGACCUGAUUGGGUAUCCGGUUAUCGUGGUUGUUGGUAAUGGCUGGAAGAGCAAGCAGACUCUUGAAGUUCAGUGUCGACGUCUGGAUGUGUGCCAGGACGUGUCUUUGGAACAGUUAGCAUCGUUUGUUGAGGGUCUUCUCUCACAGCUGCAGGUUACAAGACAAGAGCGGGACAUAAUACUCUCCACACAACUGCCACGCCCUUCCACCCGACACUUUUCCAAGCUCAUCCCACCCCACCUACGCCAUAUCGCGAGUCCUGCAGAGUCGACAUCAAUCUACCUCUCAACUCUUCACCUGAAGGCCCUCCACCCAUAUAUCAGCAUAAUGGCCGAUUCGUCAAGCUCCGGCGGAGCUCCUCCGGGCACUGUCAACUUGGCCACGCUCUCCGUUCCUCAACUCCGCUCUCUGCAGACUCGUCUCACCUCCGAAUUCCGCGACUGUGUGCGCUCGAUUACCGACGGCGUCGUUGGGUCCAAGGCGAAGGGCACCGAGGGCCGUAGUGAGGUGCUGGUCCCUCUGACAAGCUCGCUGUACGUUAAAGGUCGGUUGACGGAUCGGGAAAAGGUCCUUGUUGACGUGGGGACGGGAUUCUAUGUUGAGAAGACUCACGGUAAGGCGGUUGCUUUCUAUGAUGACAAGGUCAAGGCCUUGGAUACCAACCUGCAGGAUCUGGAGAAGGUUGUUUCAAGUAAGAGCCAGCAAUUGCGGGUUGUGGAAGAAGUCCUUAGACAGAAGAUGCUUGCUGGCGAAGGUGCGCCGGCUCAGGCUGCCACGGCAUGA
Molecule: messenger RNA, 2511 nt
Organism: Penicillium maclennaniae
Lineage: Eukaryota; Fungi; Ascomycota; Eurotiomycetes; Eurotiales; Aspergillaceae
Exons: 10
Coding region: 1-2511 (836 amino acids)
Biological process (GO): prolyl-tRNA aminoacylation
Cellular component (GO): cytoplasm; mitochondrion
Molecular function (GO): proline-tRNA ligase activity; ATP binding
Source: RefSeq, a predicted model, not a curated record